GAAGUUGUCGGUAGCUGUAUCGGGGCGCGUGCAGACUGUAGUUGUCAGACCUGAACCCGAAGUUCCACCUGUUGAGCAGAAUGGCCAGUGUGGAGCAGGUGGACACAAUAGGACAGGUUCUGGUGAACCCAGGACUGAACCUGACCCGGCGGUUCAGAGCCUUAUUUACCCUGCGGAGCCUGGGAGGUUCUGAAGCUAUAAGUUGGAUCAGUAAGGCGUUCACUGACGAGUCUGCCCUGCUGAAGCAUGAGCUGGCCUACUGUCUGGGUCAGAUGCAGGACAAACAGGCCAUCCCCACUCUGACUGCUGUUCUCAAAGACACACAGCAGGAGCCCAUGGUUCGGCAUGAAGCAGGGGAGGCUCUGGGAGCGAUAGGUGAUCCUGUGGUUCUGGAUCUACUGAAAGAGUACAGCCAGGACCCGGUCAUUGAGGUUGCAGAGACGUGUCAGUUGGCUGUUCGUCGCUUGGAGUGGCUGCAGAAUGGAGGAGAGAAACAGUUGGAAGAAGAGAAGAGCAUGGAUAAGAAUCCAUACCUCUCUGUAGACCCUGCUCCUCCUGCAGCGAGCAAGAGUGUCUCAGAGCUGCGCUCCGUACUCCUCGACGACACUCUGCCACUGUUUGAGCGCUACCGCGCCAUGUUUGCCCUGCGUAACCUGGGCAGUGAGGACGCCGUCCUGGCACUGGGAGAUGGCCUGCAGUGCUCGAGUGCUCUGUUCCGUCACGAGAUCGGCUACGUCCUGGGUCAGAUGCAACACCCGGCAGCCGUCCCGUCCCUGAGCGCAGCCCUAGAGCGUCCCGGAGAGAACCCCAUGGUCCGGCACGAGGCGGCAGAGGCCCUGGGCUCCAUCGGCAAAGACGACUGUCUGACCGUGCUGCAGCGUUACCGUGGAGAUGAAGAACGUGUCGUCAAGGAGAGCUGCGAGGUGGCUCUGGACAUGCUGGAGUACGAGAACAGUGAACAGUUCCAGUACGCAGACGAGCUGGUCAGGCUACAGGGUUAACGCUGGGGGACUUUGACUCUGAUCCCUCGGACAAUUUAGCGCUUUGUUUUUGAAAUUGCUGAAGCUUUACAGUAUGAAAUAUGUGGGGAAAAGGAAAAGCUACAAUUAUAACAAGAGUGAGCUCAUAGCGGUUUGGGAUGAGGGUGUUUCUGUCACAGGACUUUGUUUUCUUUCAUCUCAAAGAUUCUGCUGCAUUCAGAUGAGGAAAAGUCAUCCUAAUUUUGUUUAUUUUAUUUUUUUUGUCCAACAUGUAAUUUCCCCAACAAAUCCAUUUGACGAUAAUAUCUUUACACUGUUUUUAUGUUGUGUAAUAGCUCAUUGUUAAUUUAACACCACUGUUUUCUGUGCCUCCACGCAUUUAUUUUCUUUUAAACUUUUAUGCCAAAUUUACUUUUUUUUUUCUCUGGAGUUGUAUGUGACUGGAUCUAAUACAGUAUACUAUAUAGACCAGUUGGAGGGAAUGAUUCAAAUUCUUUGAAAUGUAAUGUUUGUAAUGUUGUAAAGAUUGGAGAGGAGAAAAGCAUCAAAGAAGCACAGCAGAAAAAGCCUAAACAUGACUCUGGAUCAGGAUACGAGAGCUAUGAAGAAAAUGUCACUCACCUAGGUUUAAAGACCAGAAACACCCGAUAAGUUCCUGCACCGAGGAUGUUUUACACAACUGGGACCUGGAGGUUAUGUUUGCUUACAUAACCAAACAAAAACAUGAUAUAAAUAUUGUUAUUCUAUGUACAGACCACCGUAUUGAUAUAAACACUUGAUAAAUAAAUAGAAUCUUUAUUAA
Molecule: messenger RNA, 1782 nt
Organism: Solea senegalensis (Senegalese sole)
Lineage: Eukaryota; Metazoa; Chordata; Actinopteri; Pleuronectiformes; Soleidae
Gene: dohh
Product: deoxyhypusine hydroxylase/monooxygenase
Exons: 6
Coding region: 81-1001 (306 amino acids)
Biological process (GO): peptidyl-hypusine biosynthetic process
Molecular function (GO): deoxyhypusine monooxygenase activity
Source: RefSeq, a predicted model, not a curated record